UUACUUGGCCUCCUUGAGAAGCUUCUUCUCUUGGACGGCCGGCGAUUGGCAGAGCGCCUCAAUCAUGUACAGUCCCGUCUCGGGAGAGAUCAACCUAAGACAGGAAGCGACAAAUGAGCGAUUGAUGUGAUGUGUCUGCCUGCCAUUGUGGUGGUCCGCUGGCUCAUUCACUGGCUGACUCACUCUCUGGCAUGUUCGCUGAAGAGCAUGAAGACGCGAUUGAUCGGCUCGACGCCCUUCUUGCGAACGGUGACCACGUCAAUCGACGCUGAACCGUUGCGGCGCUCAGACUGCAUGAGCCAAAGCACAAACACGAACAAAGCACAUUGAUGCAUGUUUGCCUGCCUCUUUCUCUCUUUGUCGGCCAGACAAAGACAAACCAAUGUGAGGUCUGGGCAUGAUUGGCUCAGCUGCUUGAGCCGGUGGUGAAUCUGGUCGGUCGUGUGGUGGAAGUCAAAGUCCUGCAGCAACACCGUCUUGGCGUCUGUGGCACUGCUGCCUGAGGCGGCCGCCACAUAGAGGCAGAGGUAGAGGCAGAGGCAGAUGAGCGACAGCCGCAGCAGACCACCCCUCAUCUCAAUCGACAGAUGAGAAGAGAAGAUUCCUCAGUCAACGGAUAAGCUGGUUGAACUGCAAUACACACAAACACAUACGAAUACACAUACGUGUAUGCGUGACAUACAUGUUUUGUCAUUGCAAAUGUCCCUCGAGAGCCUCCCCACCGGCGUAGGAGAGCCAUCAGCCCAUCGAUUUGUCCUCAAACCACGGCGAUGGCUUCUGCAAAGCGUUGGCGACACCUCUCACCCUCGCCCGCCCGAUCCAGCGAUGCAAAUGGACCGAGAUGCCCUCACACCCGAUGUGUGGCGGUACUCGAGCGAGCUGGGCAGCUGCCGAUGAGGAUGGAACGGUCCGUUGUUGUGCUUUUGCGCUGGAUGAAGGCGGGGGACAGCGGGAGGAACGAUGGAUGUGUGGGAUCGUUGAAUUCAGAGGAUGAGCCGCAGGAUGGCUCUCGCACGGUCAUUGGUGAAGCCCCUGCAGCUGCCGGCCCUUAUUGCCUGCAUUUUGCGGCGAAAAAUGCGCAAAGAGUAA
Vitrella brassicaformis is the source of this 1089-nucleotide messenger RNA. The record is from the annotation of a GenBank genome assembly. Lineage: Eukaryota; Vitrellaceae.